Molecule: messenger RNA, 1092 nt
Organism: Peronospora matthiolae
Lineage: Eukaryota; Oomycota; Peronosporomycetes; Peronosporales; Peronosporaceae
Source: the annotation of a GenBank genome assembly
AUGAAUAUGUUGGAUGAUGAAGAUGACCAAAGCUUUCACGCUACGCGUGACGGCUACUCCCAUUUGAGCGAUGUCGAAUGGGAUGCGGUUGAACGAAUGGGUUCGACCAUGGGCAUCCAUGCUGUUAGCGUCAUGCUAGAGGCUCUCAAUAGAGAUGCCCAACAUGCUACUAUCGCCAAGUUCAUUCAAAAUGAACUUGACGCAGAACGCGAGAAAGUAGCCUUGCUUCACCAACAAGGUUCUCAACAAGCAGAGUUGUUGAGAGAACAAGGUGCUCAACAGUUUGAACUGUUGAGACAGCAGCAGGCUGCUGCUGGCGGGUCGAUGCACUCGCGUCGGCCCGAGACUUUGAAGAUUGAUAUCUCAAAGGCGCGUCGCAUCGACGACGGGGAUAUGCAAGUUGCAUUUGCCCAGUCAAAUCUGGCAGGACGUGCCAAGACUUGGGCACUGGGGCUCAAGCUGCACGACCCAUAUGCGUUUGGGUCGUUGGAAGUCUUCAAGUCGCGGCUCAGACAAACGUUUGAACCGCCUAGAGCUGAGUUCAGAGCUCGAACCGAACUCUUGAAGCUCAAGCAGGGUAAGCGUGAUGUGCACGCUUACGCUCAACAUAUACGACAUCUCACGAGUUGUAUAAGUUCCAAUCCGGUGGAUGAACACACGUUGGUUUCGGUGUUCAUGCAGGGUCUUGCGGAUGGUCCCGUCAAGACUCACCUGUUCCGGCUUGAACUAGAUUCACUAGAACAAGCCAUUUCAAUUGCGGAGCAGGAAGACUUCAGUCUGAGACAGGCUCGCGCCAGCUCGACAUCAUAUCGUCAACCGAGACGAUAUGACAACGGAGGUCCAGAGCCGAUGGAACUCUGUUAUGUAGAGAGCGAGAAGGCUCGCUCUACAGGCUACAAGAAGUUGCAGAGAUGCAACAGAUGUCAAAAGACAGGACACUACGCUUACGAGUGUAGUGCCCCUCGUCCAGUGUCUCGCGACACUGGGCGUAGUGACCGUCCACCCAUGAGAAAGGGGCAGGGACGAGGGUCCGCAGUUGGUGCAAAGACGCAACAACGGGAUGGACCGUCAAAAAACGGACAGGAUCAGUAG